Messenger RNA from Metopolophium dirhodum (rose-grain aphid), 493 nucleotides. RefSeq names its product zinc finger BED domain-containing protein 6-like. Gene Ontology annotation, molecular function: protein dimerization activity. The record is from RefSeq and is a predicted model, not a curated record. The transcript is spliced from 2 exons. NCBI's taxonomy places the organism in Eukaryota, Metazoa, Arthropoda, Insecta, Hemiptera, Aphididae. Bases 14 to 481 code for a protein of 155 amino acids.
UGCAUUAUCUAAUAUGCUGAGGUACAUAUCUAACGAGAUCAAACAUACACAGACCAUGAGCUCCAGUGAAAGUUCAUCUGAUACAGACAACACAACAGUAGAAGAACCUCAGGCGUUCAAUUUGUGGCAAGAUCAUGCAAAAUUUGUUCAACAAUCCACCAGUCAUAAAUCCCAUAGAGGAAGAGGACAGUUACUGGAGAAUAGUGGAUUUCCCUCCGAAUUAAAUUUAUAUCUAAAAAGUAGCCAUGCCAGACUGUCGGAUGAUCCUUUACUUAUAUGGAAGGAUAUGUGCAAAGUUUAUCCAAUUCUAUCAAAGAUGGCAAUUAAAUAUCUAGUACCUGUUGCGACGUCUGUCCCCAGCGAAAGAUUAUUUUCUAAGGCAGGAUUAACUUUAAGCAAACAACGGAAUCGAUUAACAUCCAAUCAUCUAAAUCAACUCUUAUUUUUACAGUCUUUAGACGACACUCUAUGGUUAGGUUAGUCAAUUAAUAAU